Molecule: messenger RNA, 1812 nt
Organism: Juglans microcarpa x Juglans regia
Lineage: Eukaryota; Viridiplantae; Streptophyta; Magnoliopsida; Fagales; Juglandaceae
Product: beta-glucuronosyltransferase GlcAT14B-like
Exons: 4
Coding region: 275-1540 (421 amino acids)
Cellular component (GO): membrane
Molecular function (GO): glucuronosyltransferase activity
Source: RefSeq, a predicted model, not a curated record
CAAAAUUGUCAUCCUCCCCAAAAGCUUCCCCCAUUGAAAAAAAGAGUAUCUUUUAUCACCCACCUUCUUACUGCACUCCCACAGUCGCACCCACCCACAGUGCUAAUAAUUAUUUGGAAUCGUCAAUCCCUUUCCCGGCCUCCAGGCUCCACUCUGUGUGCGCUAGACCGACGACAUUCGACACCAACAAACCAACCCAGAUCCUAGCUCCGUCUCACAUUUUUAAUCCUUGACCCUGAGUAGAAUAAUAGUAGUAGUGAUAUUUUUUCUUGGCAUGGAGACAAAUAAGCCACAGCAGAAGAAGAAGAAGUGGUUUCUUGCGUUAGGCAUCACUCUUCUACUGUCUACCUUGCUUGUAUUCAUUACUGUUUUUACCUCCUUCAACCCAUCCUGGCGCUUCUACCACCAAACCAACGUCAAGAACCAGGUUCCAUCCUUCGUGGAAUCGAAGUUGCGUGUCUCUUCUGGUAAUUCUAAAGAUUCGGUUCCGAGGCUGGCGUACUUAAUCUCCGGGUCGAGGGGUGACGGGGAGAGCUUGAAGAGGACGCUCAAGGCUCUGUACCAUCCGAGGAACCAGUACGCGGUGCACUUGGACCUGGAGGCCUCGGCCGAGGAACGGCUGGUGCUGGCUAGCUUUCUGAGGAACGAGCCGCUGUUUAAGGGGUUCGGGAACGUGAGGAUGGUUGUUAGAGCGAAUUUGGUUACGUAUCGGGGGCCCACGAUGGUGAGCAAUACGCUUCACGCGGCGGCGAUUUUGUUGAGGGAUGGGGGAGACUGGGAUUGGUUCAUUAACUUGAGUGCUUCGGAUUAUCCCUUGGUGACCCAAGACGAUCUGCUUCAUACAUUGUCAGCUAUUCCAAGAAACCUUAAUUUUAUUGAGCAUACAAGUGACAUUGGCUGGAAGGAGUAUCAGAGAGCCAAGCCUGUUAUAAUUGAUCCAGGUUUGUAUAGCCUGCGUAAAUCAGAUGUAUUUUGGAUGUCAGAGCAAAGGCGUGUUCCAACUGCAUAUAGGCUAUUUACGGGUUCCGCUUGGAUGAUGCUCUCCCGGCCUUUUGUGGAGUUUUGUUUGUGGGGAUGGGACAACCUCCCGAGGGUAGUCCUUAUGUAUUAUGCCAACUUUCUUUCUUCACCUGAAGGGUAUUUUCAUACAGUUAUCUGCAAUGCCCCAGAGUUCCAGAAUACUACUGUAAACCAUGACCUCCACUUCAUAUCAUGGGACAAUCCUCCCAAACAACACCCACAUUUUCUCACAAACGAUGACUAUCAAAGGAUGGUAGAUAGCAAUGCCCCCUUUGCAAGGAAAUUUGGCAGGAAUGAGCCUGUUCUUGAGAAGAUUGAUUCAGAGCUUUUGGGUCGCUAUGUUGAUGGAUUUGUGCCUGGUGGAUGGUUUAAUCACCAAGGAAAUGUAAACAUGACUGUUCCACAUCAGAUCAUAGCAAACACCACUGAACUCAGGCCAGGUCCAGGUGCUGAAAGGCUCAAACGCCUCAUCAAUGGUUUGCUGUCAGCUGAGGAUUUGUAUGCAAAGCAAUGCGCUUGAUAACCAUACCUGUGCAGAAAGAUCCCAUCUUAAAUUAGUAACCAAUCGGAGUUCAUUCCUCCUCGGGUCACUUAAUAAUGGCCAACAGAAAGGAUAGCAAUGCUUUAGGAACCAAGUGGGGAAAGGAAAUAACUAUCUUUCCAGAAUACAUUAUCCAGCUUUACCUUCCAUAUCCAAUACAAUAUAUUUGUCGUUUAAUAGCCCCAAAUUGUAGUUUAACAUUUAAAUUUAUUUGCAUAUUAAUUAAAGUUAACAGAACAGUACUUUUUCAA